Chinchilla lanigera (long-tailed chinchilla) is the source of this 3818-nucleotide messenger RNA. It is a transcript of the gene Pdk1, whose product is annotated as pyruvate dehydrogenase kinase, isozyme 1. The coding region runs from base 159 to 1469 and encodes 436 amino acids. Gene Ontology annotation, molecular function: pyruvate dehydrogenase (acetyl-transferring) kinase activity. NCBI's taxonomy places the organism in Eukaryota, Metazoa, Chordata, Mammalia, Rodentia, Chinchillidae. The record is from RefSeq and is a predicted model, not a curated record. Gene Ontology annotation, biological process: regulation of glucose metabolic process; protein phosphorylation. The transcript is spliced from 11 exons. Gene Ontology annotation, cellular component: mitochondrion.
CUCCACCCAGGGGCGGGGCCGGGCUCUGGCGAGGGGCGGGCCCGCGGCCCUGACAGCGGUCGCCGCCCCCGCGGCCAGACACGUCCCUCACGUACCGCCGGCCUCGGCGCCGAGCCGCAAGCUGGGCCGGGGACUCAGCUCCUCCGGCCGGGCUCGGCAUGAAGCUUACGCGGCUGCUGCGCGGGGCCGCCUCGGCCCGACCGAGGCCUGGGCCGCGCGCCGCCCACCCCAGCGCCAGCCGCAGCCUCACCUCAGACUCCGGCUCCGGGCCCGCGCCGGACCGAAGCCUUCCUGGCCAGGUGGACUUCUACGCGCGCUUCUCGCCGUCGCCGCUGUCCAUGAAGCAGUUCCUGGACUUCGGAUCAGGGAAUGCUUGUGAAAAGACCUCAUUUAUGUUUCUUCGGCAAGAGUUGCCUGUUAGAUUGGCAAAUAUAAUGAAAGAAAUAAGUCUCCUUCCAGAUAAUCUUCUCAGGACGCCAUCCGUUCAACUGGUACAAAGCUGGUAUAUCCAGAGUCUUCAAGAGCUUCUUGAUUUUAAGGAUAAAAGUGCUGAAGAUGCUAAAACUAUUUAUGACUUUACAGAUACUGUGAUACGAAUCCGAAACCGACACAAUGAUGUCAUUCCCACCAUGGCCCAGGGUGUGAUUGAAUACAAGGAGAGCUUUGGGGUAGAUCCUGUCACCAUCCAGAAUGUUCAGUACUUUUUGGAUCGGUUCUACAUGAGUCGCAUUUCAAUUAGAAUGUUACUCAAUCAGCACUCCUUAUUGUUUGGGGGAAAAGGAAGUCCAUCUCAUCGAAAACACAUUGGCAGCAUAAAUCCAAACUGUGAUGUAGUUGAAGUUAUUAAAGAUGGCUAUGAAAAUGCUAGGCGUCUGUGUGAUUUGUAUUAUAUUAACUCUCCUGAACUAGAACUUGAAGAACUAAAUGCAAAAUCACCAGGACAGCCAAUACAAGUGGUUUAUGUACCAUCCCAUCUCUAUCACAUGGUGUUUGAACUUUUCAAGAAUGCAAUGAGAGCAACUAUGGAACACCAUGCUGACAAAGGUGUUUAUCCCCCUAUUCAAGUUCAUGUCACACUGGGUAAUGAGGAUUUGACUGUGAAGAUGAGUGACCGAGGAGGUGGUGUCCCUUUGAGGAAGAUUGACAGACUCUUCAACUACAUGUAUUCAACUGCACCGCGGCCACGUGUGGAGACUUCCCGAGCUGCGCCCCUGGCCGGUUUUGGUUAUGGGUUGCCCAUAUCGCGUCUGUAUGCUCAGUACUUCCAGGGGGACCUGAAGCUGUAUUCCUUGGAGGGCUAUGGCACAGAUGCUGUUAUCUACAUUAAGGCUCUGUCAACAGAAUCAAUUGAGAGACUCCCAGUAUACAACAAAGCUGCCUGGAAGCAUUACAAUACCAACCACGAGGCUGACGACUGGUGUGUCCCCAGCAGAGAGCCAAAGGACAUGACAACAUUCCGCAGCACCUGAGGCACUUGGGACACCUGAAAAGUCCAAGUGUGGUUUCGAUGCUAAAUUUGGAGGAGAUACUGUUCACACCUCUAUUAUACCAAAUACUUCAUAUGUCAUUUUCACAGUUAACUCUUUGAGUAGAAUAAAUGGAAACUGAAUUCUAUUUGUGCCUGUUAAAGGAUAAGGGUACACCUAUUUUACAUGUGUAUUUUCACAGUUAAUUGAACAUAUUUUUUAAACAACCGUAGUUUGGUCAACUUUAUUCUUUAUGGUAGACUUCAGAACCAUGGAAGUCUUUGGGUUUAUAUAAGAAGUGGGUACUUAAAAAAAAAAAAAAAAUAUAUAUAUAUAUAUAUGUUUCACUUACGUCUACUAGAAACAUUUUCUAAAUAAUACUUAUUAGCUGGUUAGCUGUCUUUCUGUUAUUUGGAGUUCUACCAUCUUUUUUUUAGUACUGAUAAAAUGCUUUUCAUGUUUAUCAGUGACCAACUGAAAGUAAAGCAUAGCGCAGUUGUAGGUGUAGAACCAGCCUCCUUAGUUCUGAAUUCAGUCAGUCGUUUUAUAAUUUGAUUGAAAUAGAUGUUAAUGACUAGCUUCCUGUGGAGCUACGGCAAGAUCAUGGCAGUCUGUUCCAAGUGUGCUUGUGAUUAGUGCAAGGAGAACAAAUUAGCAGGUACUAAAAUUACAAAGAAUAGAUUUAAGGCAAAGCAUCAAGUCCCUAAAAUUGAAUUAAUUGCUGAAAUUACCUGGGGAGCUUUUGAAAACAGUAGGAUUUUUCUGGGUUCCACUCCAGACAUAAUCAGAACCUCUAGGACUAUAGCCCAGGGAUCUCAAUUUGUAAAACAUUUCUAAUGUGAGUCUGAUUUUUGCCUGAUUAGAACUGCUCUUUUAAAGUGGACAGCUCUGAAGUAACAGAGAGAUCUUUAGGUUUUGGUUUCCACUUAUUUAAAGGUCAGAUUUCUAGACCCCUGAUCUCAGACUUGGUACAGCUAGAUGCAUCAUUAGAAGCAAGAGAACAAAAUACUGUAGGAGAAUUGUUUGGUGCCAAAGGGUCUCCUUGUUUUUAGUUUAAGAGGCAAGAAAGAACAUAUAUUUUCUAAAAAUGUCCAAAUUCUGUUAUCAGGGAAAGCUCCACUUGUGUUUAUUACAACAGUCUUUUGCAUUUGUAUAGUAAUUUGUAAUUUAUAAGUACUUUGAGAUAUUAUUAUAACUUUAUUGGUCUUCAAAACAAAAUGCUAAAGAGCAAGUGGUACAGAGUGACCUAGAGACACACAGAAGUGGAGCCAGAGCCCAGGCUGUCCCUGCUGAUCACAUCAUCCACAGGCAAGUCCAGGAGGCUGUGAACUUCACUCCUCAUCUUUUAAGACGGUGGGGAAAUUCAUUGAAACUACACAUUUUAUACGUGUAUCAAAUCACACUGCAUCUUAAAUAAGUAAAGUUUUUUAAAAAGUCAAAUCAUAUACCACAAAGUAGAAUUCUUAUACCUGUCAGGGAAAAAAAAAGUAUGUAAAUCUGUAGAUUUGGAAGGGAUGCUAGUCCCAGCCCUCAUUUAAGAGAAGAGGAUCAUGAGACUCAGAGACCUGCCAGUGGCUCAGGGCUUUGUAUCUAAUCUGACUCAGUGUUGAAAAAGAUACACAUCUUCCCUCACCUACUGCUGUUUCUUAGCAUGGGUUUUGUGGAAAGCAAUAGAAUAUGUUAAUGCUUGACUUAUAUUAGUUCAGUGCAUUACAGUUUUUUAGCUUUAAACUUGUAGGGAUGAAAUAUUUUAGAAUCCUUUGAAUUAAAAUACUCUUUCCUAAAUUAGAUAUUUGUACAACUAAACUUGAUGUUUUUACUUAUGAGAUAAUCUUCCCUACCCCAAGAAAAUUAGUUUUUCUCUGUAUAGUUGAGAGCUAAGAAAUGUUUUCAAAGGAAAAGUGAAAUUGUUUUCCUUUGGCUUUUUAAGGUUAACAUCUUUUUACUUUGUUAUUGUGGUAAUGGACAAAAUUAAUUCUGGGAGAGCUUUUUCCUGGUUGGUUUUAAGUCACUGGGCUGCCCAAAUGGUUUUUAAAUUCUCGUAUGCACCCUUUUGUCUACCAGCAUUAAUGUUAGCCAAGGUAGAUAUAAAAAUAUGUUGAAGGUCAAGAAGUGGAUGCUGACUUUUAUGACCUGGGCAGUUAAUGAACAUGCCAACAUUUUUUAGGGAGGGUUAGCAAAAAUCUUCUGCCCCAUAAUUUAAAAUGCUGGCUGGCCUUUGAUGUCUCCAUACCUAAUAAUGAUCACUUUCUUAAACUGUGAAGUUUUUACAUAAAGAUAUCAAAGUGGAGGUCUACCGUAUUAUUUUGUAAAGUAUCUUCUGUGUGGCAAUAAACUAAACACAUGAAUCAA